AAUCGCUGUGAAAGGAGGACAUGCGGAAUCGGCUCGCAGUGGGCAGACACAACCAGCGCCGGCUCCUGCACAUCUCGCGAGCAUGGAGACAAGCUGACCAUGUGAUCCAAAUUGACAAUGGAACCUUUUUCCGCGACUCCCCGUCUUCGGCCCAAGCAGCAUCGCAACGACCAUUGAUGACAGAUCUCUCUUUCACAUUGUCGACAGAUCGGGCAAAGACCCAAGAUCUGUGGGCGAUUCUUUCGCCAUCGUCUGUGGCUCGUACUGCUUUUCUCCAGAUACUUGCGGGACAACAUUUCUGUGACCCACCUUCUGCUCGACGAUAUCCAAGUCUGACAGAACGCGGAAUUCCCGCACACAAGGCCAUCAAGUAUGUCGGAUUCGACGCGGAUCGAGGGAGUAAUGUUGGAGGGAAUAAUGUCCGUGGAGCCUACUUGAGUGCACGAUACGAGACCAGGAAAGAGGAGACCGACUUUUCCGUAUUGGACUACCUCACCGGUCACACGGAACUCAAUGCACUGGAAGUCGAGCAGCCCGAUGGACAAGAACGGGAGCUUCAAAGGAUCGUCGAGCAAUUGAACCUCAAGGACCUUUUACACAUGCCUGUAUCCAAUCUAAGCAAUGGUCAGACACGGCGAGCACGCAUAGGAAAAGCUCUGAUGGCACGUCCUGAGGUCUUACUACUGGAUGGACCUUUCAUGGGCCUGGAUCCGAGAACGGCGGAGAAGAUGGCUACUGUUCUGUUCACGAUUGCGAAGACACGAAAGCCACAAUUGGUACUCAGUCUUCGGCCAGAGGACGAAGUGCCGAAAUGGAUCACCCGACUCGCUGCCACUGGCGAGGACCUCAACACCGUGUCGACGCAAGACCUGGCGCGAUCAAGAGGACGUAAAAGUGGCGCGACGCAGGAACAUUUGACAUUGAGCAAAGAUGGCCACCCGCAUGAUUCGCCUGCACUACCGCCCGGCGAAGUAGUAGUUGAGAUGCGAGGGGUCAAAGUCUCCUAUGGAGACAAGACAGUUCUGGGCGAUUGGAGUCAGGACGUCAACGGCGAGCAACGAGAAGGCCUAUAUUGGUCUCUACAUCGCGGCCAACGUUGCGGCAUCUUCGGAGCCAAUGGGAGCGGCAAGACGACAAUGCUUAGCCUUAUCACAUCCGACCACCCUCAGACCUACCGUCUUCCAAUCAAGCUCUUCGGCCGCUCACGCCUUCCCGAGGCAGGCGAGCCCGGGAUCAGUGUCUUCGAUUUGCAACGGCGAAUGGGCCACUCUAGUCCUGAAGUACAUGCAUUCUUCCCGAAACAACUCACCGUUCGCCGCGCUCUUGAAUCCGCCUGGGCCGAUGCACCGCUCUCAAAACCUAAAUUGAGCGCCGACGCCGACCGCUGCGUGAACGCCAUCCUCCGAUGCUUCUCGUCGCAGCGGCUGCUGCUAUUCCUGAAGGCUAUCGUUGCGAAGCCUGAUCUUGUCAUUCUCGAUGAGGCGUUGAGUGGUAUCGAUGAACGGGUAAGAGACAAGGCGUUACUGUUUCUCUCACACGGCGAGAGAGUGACUAAGGUGGAGAAUGGCCUUGCACAAUUGAGUGUGCUGGAGCAAUUGGGCAAGGUCUGUGUAGAGGGUUUGUCGCAGGAACAAGCGCUGUUGGUGAUCUCGCAUUCGAAGGAGGAUGUUCCUGGCUGUUUGCGGGAGUUUAUAUGUCUCCCUGAGCCUGGUCGAGGGACGUUGCCGACCGUUGGAGUUCUUCCUGGACCGCUGGAGUUGCAUCCGAGGGCUUGGAAGGAGCAGAUUUGGCGAUAG
Molecule: messenger RNA, 1796 nt
Organism: Zymoseptoria tritici IPO323
Lineage: Eukaryota; Fungi; Ascomycota; Dothideomycetes; Mycosphaerellales; Mycosphaerellaceae
Product: ABC transporter domain-containing protein
Exons: 2
Coding region: 21-1796 (591 amino acids)
Cellular component (GO): mitochondrion
Molecular function (GO): ATP binding; ATP hydrolysis activity
Source: RefSeq, a predicted model, not a curated record